UAAAAUAAAUAAUUUAAUUAAAAUUAAAUCUGGAGACUCGCAAUAUGGGUGUCAGUGCAAAAAUUACUAUAUUACUUUUUACAUUUUCCGUGGCUUCUUCUUUACCAGUCGGUGACCACAGCACAGCUUUCAGCAUUAAAGAUGACGCAGAAGACCUCGCAGCUGAAUCAUCAGAAAUUGUAUCUAAAGCAGUACUCCCCCCGCAAGAUUACCGAAAAACGGAAAAGGACCAAAGCCAAGCUGCAAGCGAAACAGAUCAUUCAAUCGAUGUUGUAGGCGAUUCACAAAAUUUCUUCCCGUCUUUUGCUAAUCUUUUUGAGCCACGACAACAUAACAAUUAUAGAGUAGGCGUCGGAAGCCAAGAAGCAGCUUACAGUCAAAGACCCAAUUCUUUCAGAUCUCUUCUAAACUAUCCCAUAUUUGGAGGUUUUAACAGGAACGUCGAAACUUUUGGUAAACAAUCCGCUGUGUCUUCAGCUCCACUUAUCGAUACGAGUCCCAGUGUACUCGGAUCAGGAAACUUUGGAAUUAUAAGAGGCGGCACUUUCUUUGCUCAGAAUGACGAAGAUCAUGAUUUCGGUGAUAGCUUUAGUUCUUAUUACAACAAUGGCCACGGAAGACCGUCUUCCGGCAUCGGAUACAUUGCCAAUCCAAAACCGAAUUACCACCAAGAUCAAUUUGCAAACUUCAGAGAUUUCGCCGAUAUUAAUGCCCCAUCAAAUUCCGCGUAUUCACAUUAUGUCGUAGUAUACGCCAAUAAAAAUGGUACGAUGGAUGAAAUCAGUGAAGAAACAAGGAAUGUUAUGUCUGAACCAAGAAACAUAAUCGAGACUUUGGAAAGAUUGGAUAAUGUGAAGAUUCCAGUAAAAAUUUCAAAGAGUAAGGCGAAACUAGACGCUACAAAACAAAAGAUGGUCAGUAAAAAGGAUCAGUGGAAGAAAACGAAUUCGAAAUAUAUCAGCCAAAAGCACGAAAUUGAAGAACCGUUAUUAGCGUUAAGUUAAAUCUAGUUUAGAUUAAUAUAAAUAAAGACUUAUUAAGUGAAACUAGUGAUAGAUUAAUAAUAGGUGACACUUGGUCACUAAUCGUUGUGACAAAAGAAGCUCACUCUCAAAAUUUUCGUAGGAAUGUUGUCUACGAUUGCGUGUUAUGUCGACUGGUUUUUUGUAUGCUGAUAGG
Papilio machaon (common yellow swallowtail) is the source of this 1179-nucleotide messenger RNA. RefSeq lists its product as uncharacterized. The transcript is spliced from 2 exons. The coding region runs from base 45 to 1004 and encodes 319 amino acids. NCBI's taxonomy places the organism in Eukaryota, Metazoa, Arthropoda, Insecta, Lepidoptera, Papilionidae. The record is from RefSeq and is a predicted model, not a curated record.